Messenger RNA from Aphis gossypii (cotton aphid), 2278 nucleotides. Its product is annotated as dynein axonemal assembly factor 1-like. The record is from RefSeq and is a predicted model, not a curated record. NCBI's taxonomy places the organism in Eukaryota, Metazoa, Arthropoda, Insecta, Hemiptera, Aphididae. Gene Ontology annotation, molecular function: protein binding.
UGAUAUUGUUAUCACUCAUCACUAUGGAUACGCAGAGGUAGUUAUUAUCGACUGAAAUAGUAUGUCCACUCUCGAACUUGUCUACAUUCAAAAAGGAUUGUGGUUAAAUUAAUUUGUAAAAUAAUUCAAGCACAAUUAAUCAUAGGUAGUAUCGGAAAUAUGGAAAAAAUUGAUGAAACGAAAGAUGGUUUUCAUAAACGUCUCGCGCCUGGAAUGACGAAAGAAACGCUCAGAGAAAUAUGUAAACAAAAUAAAUUGUACAUGAUUCCUCGUCAUAAUGAUGUUUUGUAUCUCCAUUUUAAAGGAUUUUCAAAGAUUGAAAACUUGGAAGAAUAUACUGGGCUAAAAUGUCUAUGGAUAGAAAACAAUUGCCUAACAUACAUUUCUGGACUGGAAAAUCAAACAAAGCUUGUCGGUUUGUACAUGCACAACAACGCCAUCUCCAAAAUCGAAAAUCUCGAUUCCUUGGUCAAACUUAACACGCUAAAUUUGAGCCAUAAUUUCGUUAAAGUUAUUGAAAACUUAGAUCACUUGCAGGACCUUAAUUCGUUGAUUAUAUCUCACAACAAGCUUUCUUCAGCGAACGAUAUUUCUCAUUUGGUCAACUGUAAAACCUUGUCUAUACUUGAUCUUUCAUAUAACUACUUAGAUGAUCCAGAAAUCGUCGAUAUAUUCACUAAUAUGGAAUCUUUGCGUGUUCUGUCUUUAACUGGAAAUAAUGUGAUUUCGAAGAUCAAAAACUAUCGGAAAACAUUAACAAUAAAAUGUAAGGAACUUCUUAAUCUGGAUGAGAGACCAAUAUUCAAAAAGGACCGUUUGUGCGCAGAAGCUUGGAGUACUGGUGGAAUCGAAGCAGAGCAAGCCAUGAGAAGUAAAUUAAAUGCAGAAGAACAAAAAACCAUUACGGAUUCCGUACGCGCAAUAAUGAGCUUGCGUCGAAAUAGGAAUGUACAAAUUACCCCGUCGGCCUCCGGGGACAGCGGCUUUCAGGGAAGUUUCGAAGGGAGAGAUUCUACAGACAGUCUGGUUGUGUCUAAAGACUUUUACGACGAAUGCGACUCUUUGGACGAAGAUUCCGAUUCCACCGACGAUGGAUCGUCUACUAAAGCCACAAAUCCAUUGGUAUGCGAAAUUAUUGAUAAUGACGACGGCGAAGACGAUUCUUCGAUAUGCGACAAUAGUACCCACAACGAUAGUUUAAGAGAUCUCGAGAAUGACGUAGUAGAUAGCUCGACUGAUAGAAAGCGAGAACCAAGUACCUGCACCGCCACAGCGGACUGUGCCAGCGAAAGUCGAGAAGACAUCGAUGGUUGUAGCCCUACAAUCAUCGCAAAAGAUGGUGACAAACCUGCAGAAAGACUUGACGAAAAUUGCAAAAACUCCGUUGACAGUAAAGCCGACACGCUUGAGAGCGAGGUGGUGAAUAUCGCCACAGGUAUCAAUACCGAACCAUCUCUUAAGCAGUGUACCAAUGACGGUUUAAGUUUAAACGAAUCGAUUAGCUCGGUCAUUGCAUACCAAAAUGAGUUUGUUUCUAAAGAGACAAAUUAUUACGUCGAUGCCGAAUCAAAUUCAAACAAAAAAGAAAAAUGUGUAGAGAUGUAUUUGGAUUUCAACGACGAUGAGAAUAGUAAUGAAAACUACAAUAAUAAUAAUAAUAAUGAAGCAAAUAAUCGUUAUCGGAAUGUCGACGGAUCAAUCGAAAAUAAAACAUUUAAGGACAGUGAUUCUGAAACUUUUGAAAGUGAUUUACAAAAAUGCGUCGAAAGUUCACCUAUAUUAGGUUCGGAGAAAACUAUUAAAACUUCACAAAUUCUAUGCGCAAAAAAGCCGUAUACUCUGGACAUAAUUGAUCAUAAUAAUGUCGAAGAAGAGCCGAUUUUAUUUACAAACUUCAAAUCUGAUCAAACUGAAACCGAGGAAAUUCCUAUUCGACUUCCAUGGUUGUUGUCAUCUCAAACAGAAGAAGAGUAUUAUAUUAAAAAAAGUUCUGAAUAAAUUAAUAAUCAUAAACUGAUGAAAACAUAUGGACAUUUCUGCAAAACGCUAAAAUUCUGAUGGAAGAAAUAUUUAGUAAUGAAAUUAUAAGUACAGCUAAAAUUAUUUCAAAUUGUAUACUAAAACAGAGCGAUGAAUGUACUUUGAAUUGUAAUCAUGUAUAAUAAUGAUAACAAGAUUAAAAUCACGUAAGUUACUUUAUUAUUAAAAUAUUUCUUUAACUAUUAUUCUUAAUGUUUUAAAAGGUAACAUUGUCAAACAUAAAACGAAUAUCGCUUAC